This is a messenger RNA of Purpureocillium lilacinum, 2142 nucleotides long. RefSeq lists its product as uncharacterized. Gene Ontology annotation, cellular component: cell surface. The record is from RefSeq and is a predicted model, not a curated record. Gene Ontology annotation, molecular function: glucan endo-1,3-beta-D-glucosidase activity; endo-1,3(4)-beta-glucanase activity. NCBI's taxonomy places the organism in Eukaryota, Fungi, Ascomycota, Sordariomycetes, Hypocreales, Ophiocordycipitaceae.
AUGGUUUCCAACGACAUUUUUGCCGAGCCCAUCGACACCAAGGCGCCGCCGUCCAACAUUGCGGUCCGGCAAGACCACCCCGUGCCUCGAAAGGGCAUCCAAACAAAGGCGCCGCUCCAGACAAACAAGUUUUACUCCAAUUUCUUCCUUGGCGAUCAGCUCGGGCCGACGUAUACCUUUCCCUAUUCUGUCCAGUGGGCGGGGGGAAAGGGCGCGAGCUCGAGCUGGGGCAUGUCAUGUUCGCACAUUGACGCUCACCAACGAGUCUUUGGCCAGGAGAAGUUCAAUGGAGCAGUGUCUUACUACCUCAAUCCUGUAGGGAUUCAGUCCAUGGUUAUCUCCGCCAAAGAGCUAGGCAAUGGGACACACCUGUCCCUCGACAGCAUCACAGCCUUCUCCGCUCGAGUCGGACUCAGCAAGGAUAGCAAGUCGCCGCCGGCGGUGCUUUUCCCACUCGUGCAAGGGAUGGCAUACAUCACCGCACAGUUCGAUGGCGCAUUGCCCUUGCUCCAGACCGGCGUGUACUUCAAGACUAUGAGUCGAAUUACGCGAGAGCCCAAGGAGCAGGUCACCAAAUACACCUUUAACCUCGAGGACGGAACGACGUGGCGAGUUUACGCAUGGAAGAGCAAAGGGGACGAUCUCGACCUCGAGGUUAUCAAUAAUGGGCUAGCCCAGUCGAGGAAGCCGUUCCACGGCAUUGUCCAGGUCUGCAAGGAUCCUGGCACCCCUGACUCCGAAAAGAUGCUCGACGACGGUGCCGGCAUCUACCCUGUCGCUGUCGCGUUGUCCGGCUCAGCCUCCGGCGCGACGGGAAACUACUCGUUCAAAUUCCAGAAAGAGGGGCACCAGGCAGGAGAUUUGUACAUGUACGCGCUCCCACAUCAUGUCGAUUCAUUCAACAGCGAGACAAAGCAACGGGUUCAGAAGACCCAGCUGCAGUCAACAACGAAGGGCACGGCAACAUUGGUCAAGGGAACCGAGUGGACAAUGGUUGAACCGCACAUGCCCGUCGAUAUUGGAUUCGACCCGUGGCACCCAGAGAAAGGCAACAUCAGCCACCUGUCGGACAAGGCCAAGAGUACGAUUCGCGCCGCUGCAGCCAAAGAGGUGUCUCAAGACAUGAUUUCGCAGUCCAAUUUGGAUUCGAUGUACUUCAGUGGCAAGGCACUGGCCAAAUUUGCCACGAUUCUGUAUGUCAUCAACAAUUUGAUCGGGGACAAGGCCCUCGCGCAGACUGGGCUGGGGCAGCUCAAGGCAGCCUUUGCUACGUUUGCCGCAAACAAGCAAAAGUUUCCCCUCACCCAUGAGACUGCCUGGGGCGGAGUGGUGUCUUCUGCAAGUUAUGUCACUGGCGACGCGGGCGUCGACUUUGGCAAUACCUACUACAAUGAUCACCACUUCCACUACGGCUAUCAUAUUCUGGCAGCGGCGACCAUCGGCCAGUUGGACCCAGAAUGGGCCAAGGCAAACGCCGACUACGUCAACACACUUGUGAGAGAUGUUGCCAACCCCAGCGCCAAGGACGGAUUCUUCCCCAUGUGGCGCAACUUCGAUUGGUAUCACGGUCACAGCUGGGCUCAUGGUCUCUAUGCCGCUAUGGACGGCAAGGACCAAGAGUCAAGCUCAGAAGACAUGAUGCAUGCCUAUGCUCUCAAGAUGUGGGGUAAAGUCACUGGGAACGCCGACCUGGAGGCCAGGAGUAAUUUGCAGCUGGCGAUAAUCUCGCGCAGCCUGCAAAGCUACUACCUGUACCGAGACGACAACUCGGUUCAGCCGAAACAGUUCAUCGGCAACAAAGUUGCAGGCAUCUUGUUUGAGAACAAGGUCGACCACACGACGUACUUUGACCCGCACAUCGAAGCAAUCCAAGGCAUACACAUGAUCCCCAUCUUGCCGCCGACGCCUUUUGUUCGCGUCAGUGACUUUGUCAGGGAAGAAUGGGAUGCGUUCUUCAGCAACGGCCGCAUAGACAAUAUCCGCAAUGCUUGGAAGGGCAUCAUAUACGCCAGCUACGCGACGGUCGACCCGAAGAAGGCGUGGGAGUUUUUCACCUCGAAGACGUUUGACCCGCAGUGGCUGGACGGUGGAGCGUCGUUGACGUGGUUCAUGGCGUACGCCGCGGCACUGGGAGAUAUUUGA